AUGCAUACCGGAAGGAUUGAAGACCAUCAGUUUUUGUCUACACUACAGGAUAAACCUGCCACGAAUAUGCAAGUCCGUCUGCAUGCUCGGAAUACCUUCGCGGUAGUCAUUGGUAUCGGAUUUCUCUACCUCGCAUAUCUGAUAUUUUUCAAAGCUGGUGAUGGCUUUCCAGAGAUAGAUGUAGAUCUUAGUAGUGUUGUAAGUUAUGCAACGCUAGCAGUUGAAAUGGGUGGUUAUGCAGUCCGCAAGAUUCACGAUGAGAACAUGUUGAAUAUUGCUCAAAAAGGACUAACAGAUGAGGGGAAGGCGGAGCUGUUAACUAAAGCAGAUCUAGUGUCUAACUUUCUUAUACUGGACGUUUUGCAGCGAUUUCCACGAUUGAAGGUAGUAACCGAAGAAAAGGAUACGUCUAUCAGUGAAAAAGACGCUGCACCUUAUCGUGCUGAUUCUUAUUCGGUAUGGUUGUCGAUUCGCGACAUCUUGGACAAAAUUCCAUCCUAUCGUCUGACGCUCUCUGACGUUCAGAUGUACGUAGAUCCGCUAGACGCAACGCAAGAGUAUACAGAGGGCCUAACCGAAUAUGUAACGGUAAUGGCGUGUAUCACGGUCAAGGAUGAACCCAUAUUUGGCGCGAUAUUUAGGCCAUUCACCAAUGAAACUAUUUUUGGAGUGAAAGGCUGGGGAGUGAUGACAUCGUCUGGUGAGAAAAUUCACCCCAAACUUCCCGCUGAAACCAUAACAAAGAUCGUUGUUUCAAGAUCCCACGCUGGUGAUGUUGAAAAGUUGGCACAAGAAUCUUUUGGAGAUCGUUUUAAAGUAGAGCCAGCCGGUGGUAGUGGUUACAAGACACUCCGAUUGGUUAAUGGGACAGCUGAACUGUACAUUCAUCAAACAGCUAUAAAGAAAUGGGACACAUGUGCGGGGGAUGCUAUACUUCGUGCAAUGGGAGGUGCUAUGCUUGAUUUGGAGGGAACUCCACUGCAAUAUGGACCGAAUUCACCUACUGUUAAUAAGAAAGGACUUGUGGCGUCAGUGUGGACUCCAUACACCUACGCGCAGGAGAUCAUACCUCAUUCUUGUUAUCUCAUGAGUAAUGCCUGCUUUCGGGUACCGUAUACGGCGCCAGAGUGGAAUCGCGUACGUACGUUAUUCCAGAGUGAAGAUGUUGACGAACUGAAAGAAUGUUUAGCAAUCCUCUCAAUGUGGCGAAGCAGGAUGGGCAACAGUAUACCGGUGGCCAUAUCGUGCUCAGACUUGAUAAUCCGUCUGGCAAUAGCUGAGCUGCAGGUUGUAGGUGAAGAAAAUAAGUGGAUGAAAAUGGAAGAGCUGAAAAUGCAACACUGCAUUGCUAUCAUUAGAUUCAUCAAUUAUGUCAAUGAAAUUUGCCAAAAUCAAAAUCAGCGACAAACAUCCAUAAUUAAAGCUGUCCAGCAUCUUGGCAUUCCAUCAUGGUUGGUGGAAAUCCGACACAACGCGUCACAUUCCCACGUGCCUCCGAUAGGAACACUUCGAAAGGCUUUCCAAUUCUGCCGCCAAUGGCUAUGGGACAAUUUUUGGAGUCGACAACCGUACGAAGCGAUGCGCUCAGCUGGAGCUGUAGAUAAGAGAAACGAUGUGGUAGCUGCUGAAGCUGAAUUGAGGGAUUUGAGAAUACACAACGCGAUCGUGGCUUAUGCACUGUGGAGAAAUGUUAAUAAUGAUGAAUCAAAUGAUGGAAUGGGAGAACGACCGGUAGUGGAACUACUACGAUUUGUCAUGCAACAACCCUUCGAUUUUCUCAAAAUGUUUGUAUCGGAUGGUUUCCUGAUUAUGACAGACUCACAGCUGAAGCGAGCCGAUUUCAAAGUGAGCAUAGGCUGGAGUAUACCACUAUCGUUGCAAUUAUAUUGGAAACCAGUGUUUAUUAUGAUCUAUGAAGCAAAAGUGGUGAAUGAACUGCUGAUUAAUUUACUCAACCGGUUAUCCUCGAACGAAAAUGCUCCACAGAUUGAGUUCCAGCUUGUGGCAUGGACAAAGUUCUUCUUGGAGCCUUGUAUCCAAACCGAAAACGACGUGAUUACACAAUCGGAUUGGUCAAGAAUUUUGCAUAAAAUGGUAGCGGCAACUGGCCACUUUGACGCGCCUAUUGUUGAGUCGGUCAUGGCAAAAGUGCCAAAUUUAAGUGAGAAACGCCGUCGUCAAGUGCGUAGAAUCAUGGAUAUAACACUGUCUGAAUCGUUGUGUGCGGUCGAUGAUUCAAUGAGCGUUCGAACUUUGGAGGAUUUACAGCGGCUGAUCAGGAAAGACAGAGAAAAUGUGUCCAGCUCGGGCACUACAUCAACUAACAGAUUUACAUUGUGUGAUGGCGAAGAGUGGUGUUCAGUACCAUUGGGGCUACUCCCCGGUGCCUCUGUGGACACUUUAUCACUUAUACUCGAUGAUGAUUGGUUCUUAGCUCAAAAGCGACACACAAGUGAAAAUCUUGAUCUCAGUGUGAUUGAGGAGGAGCAUUGACGCUAUCCUCGUUGUUAUGCUCUAGGUUGC
Molecule: messenger RNA, 2523 nt
Organism: Cylicocyclus nassatus
Lineage: Eukaryota; Metazoa; Nematoda; Chromadorea; Rhabditida; Strongylidae
Source: the annotation of a GenBank genome assembly